Eucalyptus grandis is the source of this 2143-nucleotide messenger RNA. RefSeq lists its product as uncharacterized. Bases 396 to 1835 code for a protein of 479 amino acids. Lineage: Eukaryota; Viridiplantae; Streptophyta; Magnoliopsida; Myrtales; Myrtaceae. The transcript has 2 exons. The record is from RefSeq and is a predicted model, not a curated record.
AAGAACUUCUAUUUGUGCCAGUUAGUUUAAUCAUGCUUUCCGGAGGUGUUGCUACGUAUUCAAUUCAGAGCUGUGAACGCUUUGGUAUCUUAAACUUUGAUGUGGUGUGGAAAAGCGCUGACCACUGUACAGUAUCUUAAGCCUUACGCAAGUUAAUUCUUAAUCCAAGCUGUGAAUAAAUUGGGAUGAGUGGCUCAUAGAAGGUAUUCCAUUCUCCAAACUGUUCUCUUGCCAAUCUUGUCCGACAAGCUAUUCUUCCAAGGACACAGUCUGAUCAAUACUGUCAAUGAAAUCUCAAAAUUUGUAUGGUCUCUUUUCACAUUCAGUGAUUUUGAAUCUAAGCAUUGAUCUUUAAAACCAUUUUGACAGAUGGUAGAAGUCGAUGCACUGAAUACAUGCUUGCACAAGUUUUGUCACAGGUGGAGUUUAGCAAACCAGCUAAUACCGAACAUUCUUCCAUUCAGGGUGUCAAACGCAAACACAAAGAGAAGGAUGAUGGCAAAGCUUUCCCUAACGAUGAUGAAGAUGAGGAUGAAGAUAAAAUUACAGAAAGGAAGAAUAAUAAAACUGCUAAAUGCAUUGCCUUGGAGGUUUCUCACGAGCCCACUCUUCCACUUAAAGUACGAACAAAUUCCUCCAAGUCUCACGAGUCAAUCACUGAAACUGUGGGCGCUUCUUCUAACUUGCAAAGUUCUCCCUCUGUUGGAGGUUCAUCAACCACGUGGGCUAGAGCGAACGUAAAGCUACUGACGUCUUCCUUUCUAUUCCGAUUGACUCUGUCAAUGUUAAUUUUAUAUUUCUUUCUGGCCGUUACUUCCAAAUUCAACCGUCAGUUGAUUUUCAGAACCAAACCAAUACACUCUUUUCCAUAUAAAUCAGACUUAUUUGAUGUUAAGCCUGAUAAGGAUUCCAGUCUGCCAGUGGAUCUGACAGGGACCGAUACUACUGGCAUCUCUCCAACGACGGAGCAAGGUGAUAUGCCAUUUGACAGGGCAUCGACUAUCCCUUCUUUGGCAACAAUUGUUCCUGCUUUGCCUCCUCCUGCUGCUCGACCGAAGCCGUCAUCAGCAACAGAUGAAGACAGAACCUCUAUUAAUGCUGAGGCAGAUUUAUAUGGUGACGAUGAGGAGUCUCUUUUCUUGAAGAUUGAGUCUCUGUUGAGUGGCGACACAGGAAAGCAAAAUACUGGUGCAGGGAUGUCACGGUCAAGUCAAUCUGAUCUUCAAGCAUACCAGAAAGCAUCACAAGAGGUGGAAAAUAUAAUGAGUCAGGGGCUCCUGGCAAUUAUGUUUAAUCCCAAGCUACUUGGCCAUUUGCAAGAAUUAUUAAACUUCUUAGUUGAACACGAGACGCCAGAGGUCUCUACUUUUGGACAUGUCUAUCUCAAAUUGCAGCACUUCAUUCAGUCUGCAGGCGACUCCCUCUCUUCCCAACGAAAGAUCCUUACAGAAUGUGAGAGGUUUGAAAGAGAGUUCAAAAAGGAAAAUAAUUUUUUGGAGUAUGACAAGGAUGAAGUUCUUUUGCUCAAGCAGCAAAUUGAAGAAACGGCUAAGAGUGUGGCUGACAAUGAGCAAUUUAUUGCCAAACUUCAAGCAGAGAUUGAGGCACGCAAGCUCCGACUUGAAAAUGCGAAGUCAGAACUGUCAUCAUUGUUGACAAAGAGAUCAGAGAAAGUUAAGGAACUGAAGACUAUGUUCAAGCGGGUCCUUAGUAUGAAGAGCGAGAAUCCAAGCAUGGAAAAGAAGAGAAAUCAAGCUGAGGAAACGAUAGGCAAAAUCAAUGUAGAGUGGAACGAAUUGCAUGCAAAUAUUAAAGGCCGAUUGGCCUCUAAGUAGGCUGGCACUCUUAACUUUCUUUUAUUUGAAUCUUCAUGUAUUGAACUUUUCCAUUCUAGCAGAAAACCGGUUUGGAGUUUCCAUCCUAGUUAUUUGUCAUUUCUGAAAGCGUGAAACAGAGUCUAUCGAAACAAAGAGAACACUUGCACAAGCGACUGCGCUUUGAAGGAAAACCAUUUGAGUAAGAGAAUUAGUGUGCUCACCUUGCAAACUCAGCAUGCCGCUCGGCUUGGUCUGCAGUCUUUGAAGGCUCCCUGUUGGAAGAUAUGCCGAAGAUCCACCAGAUUACGUCGGAUAUAUCUUUGAGA